This is a messenger RNA of Xenopus laevis (African clawed frog), 2087 nucleotides long. RefSeq names its product glycoprotein M6B L homeolog (gene gpm6b.L). Gene Ontology annotation, molecular function: structural constituent of myelin sheath. NCBI's taxonomy places the organism in Eukaryota, Metazoa, Chordata, Amphibia, Anura, Pipidae. Gene Ontology annotation, biological process: neuron projection development; central nervous system myelination; axon development. Gene Ontology annotation, cellular component: membrane; plasma membrane; myelin sheath. The record is from RefSeq and is marked provisional.
AGAUUAUCAGGCAGUCCGGGCAACUACAGCGCCUAUGAAGUGAGAGCAAACGGUACAAUAAUCAGCAGCAUAAGCCAGGGGCACAGAGGACGUUCCUAAACAAAGCAGAGCGAGGGGGAAAGGACAGAGCCCGACAAAGAAGCAUCAUGGGUUGCUUUGAAUGCUGUAUCAAGUGCCUGGGAGGAGUUCCAUAUGCUUCACUGGUGGCCACAAUUCUCUGUUUCUCUGGGGUGGCACUUUUCUGUGGCUGUGGUCACGUGGCACUUACGGGAACAGUAGCCAUACUUGAACAGCACUUCUCUUCAAACCCCAGCGAUCAUGUCUUCUUGACUGAAGUAAUACAGCUAAUGCAAUACGUCAUCUAUGGAAUUGCAUCUUUUUUCUUCUUGUAUGGAAUCAUUCUAUUAGCUGAAGGCUUCUAUACCACUAGUGCAGUGAAGGAGCUACAUAGUGAAUUUAAAACUACAGCCUGUGGACGAUGCAUCAGUGGAAUGUUUGUUUUCCUUACCUAUAUUCUUGGAGUGGCCUGGCUUGGCGUCUUUGGCUUUUCUGCCAUUCCUGUUUUCAUGUUCUACAACAUGUGGUCCUCUUGUGAAGUUAUCAAAGCAUUGCCUACAAAUCUGACCACCACAGCCGAUCAGAUCUGCGUGGACAUCCGGCAAUUUGGGAUCAUUCCAUGGAACGCUUUACCUGGAAAAGCAUGUGGGCAAGCUUUGGAACAAAUCUGCAAUAGUAAUGAGUUCUACAUGUCCUACCACCUCUUUAUUGUGGCUUGUGCUGGAGCUGGAGCAACUGUCAUUGCCUUGCUGAUCUACAUGAUGGCUACCACAUAUAACUAUGCCGUCUUGAAGUUUAAGAGUCGGGAAGAUUGCUGCACUAAAUUCUAAUUUGUUCUAGAAAAAGACAUAUUGAGACUGCAUUGUUGUAGCUCGAACUACCACUGACACCCUGGACUAAAAAAAACUCAGUCUAGCAUUUAGAAUCUAUUUACCAUUAUAUUUUUGUGUUUUUUUUUGUUUUGUUUUGUAAAUAGCAAUUCUUAUUUAGUCCUAUAAAGUCACAUUAUUAAUAAUAAAAACGUUGUGUUUGAAUGCUGCAGGGGAUGAGGUUUGGCUAUGUUUUCUGUUCCUAAUUAGAAAUGUAAGAAUUAGAAUUAGUACAAGCGGGUCUUCUCUGGCCUCUCUUCUUCUCCCUUCCCAGUUGUGCAGAGGAUUUCCCCACAAAACAUUAUGGGUCUGGUGAAAUCCACUGAACAAUGGAAACUGUAGGAGAAAUUCUAAAUAAGAGGAACAGACAAUUUCUGUUACACGUAUUGUUUACAUAAUAAAUAAAAGUUUUCCGGGUCGUUACUAACAGAAUAAUGGCAGAGACACACGCUCAGAUUCGGGGAGAUUAGGUGUCUGCGACAAAUCUCCUCUUCUUUGGGGCGACUAAUCUCCCCAAACUGCCUUCUGCCGGCUAGAAUGUAAAUUGCCGGUGGGAUGGCACUCAGAUCGAUUCGUUUUCCGAAGUCGCUGAAGUUUCCUUGUGGGGCGACUUCGGAAAACGAAUCACUCAGAGUGCCAUCCGGCCGGUGAUUUACAUUCUAGGCGGCAGGAGGCAGUUCGAGGAGAUUAGUCGCCCCGAAGAAGAGGAGAUUUGUCGCCGGGCGACUAAUCUCCCCGAAUCUGAGCGCGUCUCUGCCCUAACAGUUGUUUAGAGUCCUAGUACUGCAGUAUCAUUUUGUACACAGCCCUUUCAUUUGUAUAGUAAAUUGCUUGUAACAGAUGUUUAUUUAAUAGCCAGAUCUCAAAGGAACAUCCAAAAACAAGGAGCCUGUAUGAUUGGCCUUUGACCAGUAGAACCUUGGCGCUGUACCUUUAUGCUCAGGGGGCUCAUUUGGCCAAAAAGAGAGGGAUCUAAAGAUAUGUGACGUAACACAAAGUAGCACGGUACUGAGGGGGGAAGCCAGUGUGGUGUGGAAUUAUCACUUGGGGGGGAAGGUUAUUUUUCACAUGUACGUUUGAGAGGAGACCAUAAGCUAUAGUGAUAAAAUGGAUUCUUUUUAUAACCUAUUUUUGUAGUUGAAUAAACAUGGCAAUAAAAUA